GCUUCUUCAUUUCUUCGUCUUCUCAUUUCAGCAACCGAAGAAAAGUAGGGUAUUCAGAGAAAUUUCUUCGUUUGUCUGAAGAUCGUCACAUUCUCCUACUUCAACGUUCUUCUGGAUUUACUUCACAUUUUCAUCCGUGCCAUCUUCCAAGCAUUUGGGUGUGCGUCUGUGAUUGUCUUAUAUUUGGAUUGUAAUCGAAGUUGUCUGAAGAAUGCGGGUGAGUUCGGUGAGACAUUAGUGAACUAAGGUGUGUAUCUCGCGUUUCUCGUGGAUUUUUUGAUUAAGAUACAUUAUUUGGGGCGACAGUUGCAGACUUUCAGCAACCGAAGGAAAGUAGGGGUUCUGAGAGGAAUUUUCGCUCGUCCGAAGAUCGUCUCCUUCUGCUUUAGUAGUCUUCUGCCAUUACUUCACGAUUUCAUCCGUGUCGUUUUGCAAGCAUUUGCAUACAGGCUUGUGAUUGAGCGAGUGUGUCUUCUAUUUGGAUGCUGACCCAAGUUAUCUAAAGAAUGGGGUGAGUUUGGUGAGACAUUGGGGAGUUAAGGUGUGUAUCUUGCAUUUCCGUGGAUUUUUUUUAUUAUUAGAAUGUGAUCUUUGGAGUGGCUGUUGCAUACUGUUACCCAAAGAUUUGUUGGAUGGUGGUUGUUUUGCUUGGUUGUUGCAGAGGGAUCUAAACGAUCCUCUGGAACUUUUGGAUCUAUUUUUUUAUGCUAUUCAUGUGAAAGACCUUUACGCUGCAGUGCUAGGAAACUUAAAAGGAUGCUGACUUGCCUUAGUUAAUUGAGUUGGUUUUUCAUUUUUGGAUUUUCCUUGGUGUUCAUGAUUUCAUGACAAAUGGGUUGGAGUUUUCGAGGAUGAAGAGUUUGAAAAGCCAACUAAGAAAUUUAGUAGAUAUAAUUCUGUACUGACAACAAAGAUGGGUAUGGCUUGAAGAUUUUAAUUAUUUUUGGGCUGCAUACUUGUGAGGCUUUCGUGGUCUCCUUGAUACGGCUUGUCUUCACGGCAAAUGGGCUGCAAAGUUGGUUGAGUUCCAUAAAGAAUUGAAGUUGUUUAGGAGUUUUCAAGGAUGAAGAGGUUGAAAAACGAACUUCCUGGUACUAGGAGGCUCAGAUUGUCUCAUCUUUUGUUGAGUUUAGCUACAGUAUACUUGAUUUUUGUAUCCAUCAAAUUUGCCAUUUUCUUUGAGAUUUCUUCAGUGUUGGGUAGUGAUGAUAGUUACAUGGGAGCUGAUGGUCUUGCCAUUGGGGAUGUGGAAGAUGGAGAGCUUAGCAAACCAUUUCUUGGCACCGUCUAUAAGGAUCCAUUUUAUAGGAGACUAAAAGAUAAUGAACACCAAAACUUGCCUUGGAUGCCGCUGGAGGAAGGGAAAGGAGAAUCCCUGCCAGCAAAGCCUCACCAGCAUGGUUAUGGUCGAAUAAUUGGUGAAAUUAUGAGGCGAAGGAAUAGGACUAUUGGCAUGUCAUUAUUAGAAAGAAUGGCGGAUGAAGCUUGGACAUUAGGCUCAAAGGCAUGGGCAGAAGUGGAUAAAUUUCACAUGAAGGAUAUAAAUGAUAGCUCUAUACUUCAGGGGAAACCUGAGCCCUGUCCUUCUUGGAUAUCAAUUGGUGGUGAAGAAUUAGGUAGGGUGGAUCGUGUUAUGUUUCUUCCUUGUGGUCUUGCCGCUGGUUCUUCCAUUACAGUGGUGGGGACACCCCAUUAUGCCCAUCAGGAGUAUGUGCCACAGUUUGCAAGAGUGAAAAGGAGGAGUGCACUCGUCCAGGUUUCACAAUUUAUGGUUGAACUGCAAGGGCUAAAAUCAGUUGUUGGGGAGGAUCCACCUAAGAUUCUACAUCUAAAUCCUCGAUUGAGGGGAGAUUGGAGUGACCAACCAGUAAUAGAGCACAAUACCUGCUAUAGGAUGCAAUGGGGGACAGCUCAAAGGUGUAAUGGUUUACCAUCUCUGAAUGACAAUGACAUGCUUGUUGAUGGACGCUUGAGAUGUGAGAAAUGGAUGCGGAAUGAUAUUGUAGAUUCGAAAGGGAAAGAGUCCAAGAUGACCUCAUGGUUCAAGCGAUUCAUUGGUCGUCCACAGAAACCAGAAGUGACCUGGCCAUUUCCUUUUGUUGAGGGUAAAUUGUUCGUCAUGACUCUGCGUGCUGGCAUUGAUGGCUACCACAUUAUAGUUGGGGGUCGGCAUGUGACAUCAUUCCCAUAUCGGACGGGGUUUACACUUGAAGACGCCACAGGAUUGGAAAUUAAAGGUGAUGUGGAUGUUCAUUCAGUGUUUGCAACUUCUCUCCCAACUUCUCAUCCAAGCUUUUCACCCCAAAGGGUGCUAGAAAUGUCUGCAAAGUGGAAAGCUCGCCCAUUACCCAAAAGUCCAAUUCAACUCUUUAUGGGGGUCCUUUCUGCAACCAAUCAUUUUUCCGAGCGCAUGGCAAUUCGAAAAACCUGGAUGCAAUCUUUAGCAGUAAAAUCCUCAAAUGUUGUGGUUCGUUUUUUUGUUGGAUUGAAUCCGAGGAAGGAGGUGAAUGCAAUUAUGAAGAAAGAAGCAUCUUAUUUUGGUGAUAUCGUGAUUUUGCCAUUUAUUGAUCGCUAUGAGCUUGUGGUUCUUAAAACCAUGGCCAUCUGUCAGUAUGGGGUUCAGAAUGUAACGGCUGCUUACAUCAUGAAAUGUGAUGAUGACACAUUCAUUAGGGUGGAUUCUGUCUUGAAAGAGAUUCAAGGAAUCUCUCCCAAACGAUCCCUCUACAUGGGAAAUCUCAACCUCUUACAUCGGCCUCUCAGAAGCGGGAAAUGGGCGGUCACUUAUGAGGAGUGGCCGGAAGAAGUAUACCCGCCUUAUGCCAAUGGGCCUGGAUACAUAAUAUCCAGUGAUAUUGCUAAAUUUGUUGUCUCUCAACAUGUCAAUCGACGUUUACGGAUAUUCAAGAUGGAGGAUGUGAGCAUGGGAAUGUGGGUUCAGCAAUUUAACAGGUCCACACCGGUCCAAUACUCUCACAACUGGAGGUUUUGUCAGUACGGGUGCAUGGAAGAUUAUUACACUUCACAUUACCAAUCUCCUCGACAAAUGAAUUGCCUAUGGGAAAAUUUGGCUCGGGGUCGAGCUCACUGCUGUAACUUAAGAUGACUGGGAAAAGAAAAAAGAAAAAAGAAUAGUAAGCCUGGGGAUGGCUUUAGUAGCCGCCAUUCUGAGUUGCUGUGGGAUUUCUUCCAAUCGUCAUUUUUUGUGCAUAUAGGUGGCCACCGGAAAAUGGCUGCUUGAAUCCCGGCCAUUACUUGGGACGUUUCGUUCUUUCUGGUCAUGGAGGCUGAUGGGGAGGGGGAUUCAGGGACUCUUCCUUGACCCUGUGUGUUGUACUGUCCAAGUGCAUAUAUAUGAUUCAUUCUGGGUCUUCACAUUCUGCAGGCUGGCAAGCAAAUUGUACUUUUAAGAGCAGAGAGCAUGUGAGGCAAUCCUGUUGGAUUCCCAGUUCAUAGCUUAAAAAACCAUGUGAGUUUUUUUUUACUGCAAUUCUAGUUGAGUAGGUUGCUUGGCAAGAAAGGGAAAACUCAUGUGACCAAUGGAGAUGGAGGUAAUAUACCGUUUACCAACCAGGCAGGAUUAGCGUAUGGGCCGUGUGGGAUAUUUGAGGAAACUUCUAUUAACUGUGUGUCCCAAACAAAUCACACACUUGAAAUCUCUCGGGUCUUUUUAACAUAUAAGGGGUGACUAAAAUGUUUUUGUUGUAGUGUGGCCCAAUCCAACGAAUUGCUGCCAUUGGCAUUGGACGUACAUGGGUUGAUAUUUGUCUUUUCUUAAUUCCAAAGUCAUGGUUUCACAAAUAGCAAUGGAGAUGUUGAAAGUCGAUAAAGAGUUGAUAAUUGCAUGAGAAGCCAAAAAAAAA
Messenger RNA from Diospyros lotus (date-plum), 3863 nucleotides. Its product is annotated as hydroxyproline O-galactosyltransferase GALT2-like. Lineage: Eukaryota; Viridiplantae; Streptophyta; Magnoliopsida; Ericales; Ebenaceae. Gene Ontology annotation, cellular component: Golgi membrane. The transcript has 7 exons. The coding region runs from base 1064 to 3106 and encodes 680 amino acids. The record is from RefSeq and is a predicted model, not a curated record. Gene Ontology annotation, molecular function: carbohydrate binding; galactosyltransferase activity.